UCCAUUUAAAAAAUAAGUCCCGGUUCACCACGAGGCUUUAGUAUGAAUGCGCUCAUCCGUUUCACUAUCACUAGAAGGCAUAACUCAGAAAGAACGAAGAUGCAACGAUGACCCAGCCUCGGCCCAACGAGUUCAUUGCUCCACCGGAGUGUCCUGUUUUUGAGCCCAGUUGGGAGGAAUUUGCCGACCCAUUUGCGUAUAUCAACAAAAUACGGCCUAUUGCAGAGAAAACGGGUAUCUGCAAGGUCCGACCACCUAAGGAAUGGCAGCCACCAUUUGCUUGCGACGUUGACAGGCUGCACUUCACUCCCAGGAUCCAGAGACUUAAUGAACUGGAGGCUCAAACCAGAGUCAAGCUCAACUUCCUUGAUCAAAUCGCAAAAUUUUGGGAGCUGCAAGGGUGCACCUUGAAGAUCCCUCAUGUCGAACGAAAGAUUCUGGACCUGUACCAACUCAACAAGUUGGUGAACGAUGAGGGGGGAUUUGAAGCCGUUUGCAGAGAGAGACGCUGGUCUAAGAUAGCCCUGAAGAUGGGCUUUGCUCCAGGGAAAGCCAUUGGCUCUCAUCUGCGCUCCCACUACGAGAGGAUCCUCUACCCUUACAACCUGUUCCAGACCGGAGCCAACCUUCUGAAGCCCACGCUAACCAAUGACACCAAGGAUACAGACUACAUCCCCCAUGACCUGCCUCAGCGCCAGUCUGUCCAACCUGUGGAGACCUGCAGCAUUGCUCGCAGAGCCAAGCGCAUGAGAGCUGAGAAAGGCUGUAUAAAGACUGAGGCUGUGGACUGUGAGAACCGACCCAACCUGAGACGGAGAAUGGGUUCCUAUGUUGCCAAGCCAGAGCCGCACCCUGUGGAAGUGAUACCUGUUCAGGUGAAACAGGAACCUACUGAGCAUGAGGAACAAAUAAGUGACAAAGAGAAUCUUCUUUCUAAGAAAAAGGACCCCACAGUGGAUCAGUACAUGUGUCUGGUGUGUGGCAGUGGGAGCGAAGAGGACCGCUUGCUGCUUUGUGACGGCUGUGAUGACAGCUACCACACCUUUUGUCUGAUUCCACCGCUCCACGAUGUCCCCAAAGGAGACUGGAGGUGCCCCAAGUGCCUGGCUCAGGAGUGCGGCAAACCCCAGGUAGCCUUUGGCUUCGAGCAGGCUAGCAGGGAAUACUCCCUCCGUGGGUUUGGAGACAUGGCUGACUCUUUCAAGUCAGACUAUUUCAACAUGCCAGUUCAUAUGGUUCCCACAGAGCUGGUGGAGAAGGAGUUCUGGCGGCUGGUCAGCACUAUCGAAGAGGAUGUGACUGUGGAGUACGGCGCAGACAUUGCCUCCAAGGAGUUUGGGAGUGGCUUCCCAAUCAGAGGCGGUCGAUUCCAGGUCUCCCCUGAGGAUGAGGAUUACUUGAGCUGUGGCUGGAACCUGAACAAUAUGCCUGUGAUGGACUCCUCUGUGCUGACUCACGUUACGGCUGACAUCUGUGGGAUGAAGUUACCCUGGCUUUAUGUGGGCAUGUGCUUCUCCUCCUUCUGCUGGCACAUCGAAGACCACUGGAGCUACUCCAUCAACUACCUACACUGGGGAGAGCCCAAGACAUGGUACGGGGCUCCGGGUUCUGCUGCAGAGAAGCUGGAGUGUGUGAUGAGGAAACUGGCGCCGGAGCUGUUUGAGUCGCAACCUGACCUCCUGCAUCAGCUGGUCACUAUCAUGAACCCCAACACACUGAUGAAUCAUGGCGUUCCGAUCUAUCGCACCAAUCAGUGUGCUGGUGAGUUUGUCAUCACCUUCCCCAGGGCCUACCACAGCGGCUUCAACCAGGGAUUUAACUUUGCUGAGGCUGUCAACUUCUGUACCAUGGACUGGAUGCCCAUGGGCCGCAUGUGUGUGGACCACUAUCGGCAGCUAAACCGAUACUGUGUGUUCUCCCAUGAUGAGAUGGUCUGCAAAAUGGCCUCCACGGCCGACACCAUGGAUGUGGCCCUAGCGUCAGCUGUACAGCAAGACCUGAAUGCCAUGGUCCAGGAGGAAGACGAGCUGAGAGCCAAAGUCAACAAGAUGGGCGUUCAGCAGUCCCAGCAGGUGGAGUACGACCUGCUGCCAGACGAGGAGCGCCAGUGUUCAAAGUGCAGGACCACCUGCUACCUGUCUGCCCUCACCUGUCCCUGCAGCCCCGGCCAGCUGGUGUGUCUGCACCACGCCCAGGACCUCUGCUGCUGCCCCCCCAGCAACCUCACGCUCAACUAUAGGUUCACUAUGGCGGAGCUCUACCCCAUGAAGGAGGCUGUCACUCUGCGUGCUGAGUCCUACACAGACUGGGUCUCCCGUGUCACUAACAUACUGGAAGACAGAAACAAGAAAAGCAGCUUGGAGGAACUGCGCUCCCUAGUGGAGAAGGCUGAGGUGAAGCGGUUCCCUCAGGGUGACCUCCUGCUGCGACUCCGUGCCGUGACCCUGGAUGCGGAGAAGUGUGCUGUGGUGGCCCAGCAGCUUCUCAAUGGCAAGAGGCAGACCAGAUAUCGUUCAGGUGGAGGGAAGUCCCAGAGCCAGAACCUGCUAACAGUGGAGGAGCUCAGAACGUUCGUCAGGCAGCUGCAGAACCUACCCUGCAGCAUCCGCCAGGCCCCGUUACUCCAGGACCUUCUUACCCGCGUGGAUGACUUCCAGCAGCGCAGUGAGAGGCUCCUCCUCGACGAGGCUCCCAGCCCGGCCGAUCUGCAGUGCCUGCUGGACGCCAGCCUCGGCCUGGACGUGGAGCUGCCCCAGCUGUCCGUGCUCCGGGAGAGGCUGGAGCAGGCGCGCUGGCUAGAGGGGGUGCAGGGGGCCAGCGACCGACCCCACAGCCUCUGUCUUGACACCAUGCGGAGGCUGAUAGACCAAGGGGUGGGCUUGGCCCCUCACGCCUCAGUGGAGAGGGCCAUGGCACGCCUACAGGAGCUGCUCACUGUGUCGGAGCACUGGGAGGAGCGGGCGCUCAGCCUGAUGGAGGCCAGGCCCCAUCACUGUGUGGAGACCCUUGAGGCAGCUCUGCAAGAGGUGGAAAGUAUCCCAGCCUAUUUGCCCAACUGUCUUCUGCUGAAGGACACAGUGGACCAGGCUAAAGACUGGCUUCAGGAAGCUGACGCCCUGCAGCUGACAAGUCGGAUUCCUGUCCUGGAUACCUUGACUGACCUGGUGUCCCGGGCCAAGAUCAUUCCUGUCUGGCUUGACCCUCUGGCUCGCCUGGAGGCCCUGAUCUCUGACGUGCAGGCCUGGAAGGAGAGUGCUGCCAAGACCUUUCUAAUGAAGAACUCCCCUUACUCUCUAUUGGAGGUGCUGUGCCCCCUGUGUGACGCUGGGACGGGGUCUCACAAGUCAAAGUUCAAAAGGACCAAGGAUGUGGCCCAGUGCGGCUGGAGAAAUGGGGCCCGGCUGGACUGCCUGGGUGACGUGGAGAGGGCCCUCUCAGAGAGCAAAGACUCUUCCUCAGCCAUGGCCACUCUGGCUGAGGUGCGCCACAAGGAGCUGGAGAGCCUGAUGACCAUCCGGGCCUACAAUGAGUCCAGGCUGCUGCCGACCGGCGACGCCGGGGCGUUUCGAGUGUCCGGCGCCAUGCUGCAGUGUGAGCUCUGCCGUGACUGCUUCCACCGCGGCUGCCUCACCCACCAGGACCCCCUGCCCAACCAGGCCUGGCUGUGCCCCCAGUGCCGGCGCUCUGAGAAGCCCCCCCUGGACCGGGUGCUCCCCCUGCUGGCCUCCCUGCAGCGGAUCCGGGUGCGGCUGCCUGAAGGGGACGCCCUGCGCUUUCUGAUCGAGAGGACAGUCCGCUGGCAGCACCGCGUGCAGCAGGCCUCCUCUGAGGGGGUGCUGGGGGAGACGUCACACCAGCGCUGGGGCGCCUCCAGUCCUUCCUGGUCUCUGGGUCCUCAAACGAACGGCGUGUCGUUUUACAUGGAGCAUCGGAGCAUUCCUCUCCAGGGACUGAGCCCUGAGCUGGAGGAGCUGAUGGUGGAGGGCCUCCUACUGCAGGUGACCCUUCCUGAGACCCAGUGGCUGUACAGGUCCCUCGUCAGCAGACUGGCCCCACGCCCCCAUCCCCAGCACUCAGACAGCCCCUCGCCACAGCACAGCGCGGAACAGGACCAACACCAGCACAACACUCAGGGAGGGAGCCCCCCUCACAACCAGGAUUCUGUGAACAGCAAGAGGACCAAGCGGCAUGUGGAGGAGAGCUCUGAGCGAAAGGAGAAAGCCAAGAAGCCCCGCAAAAAGAAACCCAAGAUGAACAAGGAGAGGAGCCAGGAAGUCAAAGGGAUGUCGUCACCCACCUCCACUCACACGGACCUGUUCCCAUCGGACUCGGACGAAGACUUCACCCUGUGUGCUGCCCCAUGGUGCCGGGAGCCAGAAGGGAAACAGGUGAAUUGGGUCCAGUGUGAUGGAAACUGCCAGCAGUGGUUCCACCAGAUCUGUGUGGGCGUGUCUGCGGCGCAGGCUGAGAAAGAGGACUACAUCUGUAUCAGCUGCACACAGCCGGACCACAACAGGGAGUAAAAGGACCAACUGCUCUGUUCAAAGUCACAGCUCUGGGUGCAUUACCACCCAGUGAACUCCUCCCUUCCUCACCACCCAGUGAACUCCUCCCUUCCUCCUUCGCUGUGCUCUCUCCCCACCGCCGCCUCAUGGACCUUCCUGAUCUUGCUCUUCUUGGUGACAACGUUGCUACUUUCUCCUUCCCAGACCUGCUUUUCAAAGCUAUUGAGACUUUUUCCAUCGCUGUUUUAUUCUAGUGGCUGGCUUUACA
Esox lucius (northern pike) is the source of this 4773-nucleotide messenger RNA. It is a transcript of the gene kdm5ba, whose product is annotated as lysine (K)-specific demethylase 5Ba. The record is from RefSeq and is a predicted model, not a curated record. Gene Ontology annotation, molecular function: DNA binding; histone demethylase activity. The coding region runs from base 108 to 4523 and encodes 1471 amino acids. NCBI's taxonomy places the organism in Eukaryota, Metazoa, Chordata, Actinopteri, Esociformes, Esocidae. Gene Ontology annotation, cellular component: nucleus. Gene Ontology annotation, biological process: chromatin remodeling. The transcript is spliced from 27 exons.